Leptidea sinapis is the source of this 413-nucleotide messenger RNA. RefSeq lists its product as uncharacterized. The transcript is spliced from 2 exons. Lineage: Eukaryota; Metazoa; Arthropoda; Insecta; Lepidoptera; Pieridae. Bases 90 to 374 code for a protein of 94 amino acids. The record is from RefSeq and is a predicted model, not a curated record.
CGUUACUGUUCCAAGGUUGCCCACACCUUACAUUACGUAAGCAUCGAACAUAUUAUCUCAAUUCUCAUUUCACUCAUACAUCUGCAACCAUGAAGAUGUUACGCAUGGUAUGUUUUAUGCUGACCAUACUCCAUGUUCUGUGCCUCCCAUACGAUCCAGAAGACAUGGAUUUGAAAACGGUCUUACCAUCUAGCGGUCAAUUUGAAGCGUUUUACCCUCGUGUGGCCCACGGAGUGCCCAAUGGAUCGUCCCGACCUGCACAUGGCCACGGAAGCUUCUACAAGCACCGCAACCCGGCUCUCGUCGACGUGAAAAACGCAGCAGCCUAUGGGUUCCGCUUUGAUGGUGGUAGACGAUUCAACUUUGACGAUUAAAACGAAUUUGGAUUAAAUAAUAAAGCUUAUAAUAUUGCA